AUGUUUUCUCACAAGACUUUCAGAAUCAAACGAUUCCUGGCCAAGAAACAAAAGCAAAAUCUUCCUAUUCCUCAGUGGAUUCGGAUGAAAAGUGGUAACAAAAUAAGGUACAACUCCAAGAGUAGACACCGGAGGAGAACAAAGCUCAGUCUGUAA
This is a messenger RNA of Peromyscus leucopus (white-footed mouse), 156 nucleotides long. Its product is annotated as 60S ribosomal protein L39-like. Bases 1 to 156 code for a protein of 51 amino acids. Gene Ontology annotation, molecular function: structural constituent of ribosome. The transcript has a single exon. The record is from RefSeq and is a predicted model, not a curated record. Lineage: Eukaryota; Metazoa; Chordata; Mammalia; Rodentia; Cricetidae. Gene Ontology annotation, biological process: translation. Gene Ontology annotation, cellular component: ribosome; cytosolic large ribosomal subunit.